AUGCAUGUCCAACGACGAGACAUGGCAGCAAUGACAAUGCAGCAGAGUAGGGAGUCGCCAGAACUGUAUUUGUUACCACCAACAGCAUUCUACACCCUGUCGAGAGCGUCUCACGGUAUUCCUAUCCGACGCAUCAUAUCCAUGAUCUGUAUGUGA
Guyanagaster necrorhizus is the source of this 156-nucleotide messenger RNA. RefSeq lists its product as uncharacterized. NCBI's taxonomy places the organism in Eukaryota, Fungi, Basidiomycota, Agaricomycetes, Agaricales, Physalacriaceae. The record is from RefSeq and is a predicted model, not a curated record. The coding region runs from base 1 to 156 and encodes 51 amino acids. The transcript is spliced from 2 exons.